Lactuca virosa is the source of this 1869-nucleotide messenger RNA. The record is from the annotation of a GenBank genome assembly. Lineage: Eukaryota; Viridiplantae; Streptophyta; Magnoliopsida; Asterales; Asteraceae.
CCUCCCCCAAUCCCGUCUCUGAAAAUCGUCUAUAAUGACCUCCUCCAGCUACCACGAGCACCAUUAAACUCGCCACCAACCUCCUUUCUCCUCUCUAAUUCUUUCAUGUCUUCCUUUUCCGACCAAGCUCCUGCUCCCCGGACUGGCGGACUCGCAGCUCGAAUCGCAGAAAGAGUGGGCUCCGGCGUACCAAAAUUCAAGUCAAUCCCUCCACCUUCACUACCCAUCUCCCCUCCGGCGGUAUCACCUUCUUCCUACUUCGCUAUUCCCGCUGGUUUAAGCCCGGCUGAUCUUUUGGACUCCCCUGUUCUUCUCUCGUCUUCCCACAUUCUACCAUCUCCGACCACCGGUUCCUUCCCAUUUCAAGCUUUCAAUUGGAAGAAUCUCAGCAGCAACAACCAGAACCACGAACAGAGCAUAAAAAAGGAGCAAAAAAGCUUCACAGAUUUCUCUUUUCAACAACAAUCAAAUCAUCUUACUGAGCAACUAUGGAAUCAUCAGAAAUCCAGGGAACAAGAUGAAAAAGCUUUUGUGCAAUCAGAACACGCAUCACAGUUCCAGAGUUUCUCCCCUGAAAUUUCCACGAUUCAAACCGAUUCAAAUUCGCAGACGCAGGGUUUUCAAUCGGGUUAUGCAGCCAGCAACAGCAAUUUCAACAAUCAAUCAUCGCAGAAAAAAUCAGAUGAUGGGUAUAAUUGGAGAAAAUACGGGCAAAAGCAGGUGAAAGGAAGUGAAAAUCCUAGAAGCUAUUACAAGUGCACGUAUCCAAACUGUUCGAUGAAGAAGAAACUGGAAACGAAUUUAGAUGGACAGAUUACAGAGAUAGUGUAUAAGGGUAACCAUAAUCAUCCAAAACCUCAAUCUACUCGAAGAUCAUCGUCAUCGUCAUCAGCUUCAAAUCAUUUACAGAUGACUCAAGUAUCUAGUAACCAUGAACUACUUGAUUACCCUGAUCAAUCUUAUGGUUCUCACGGAUCUGGGCAGUUCGAUUCCGUAGCCACGCCGGAGAAUUCGUCAGUUUCUGAUGACCUUGAUCGGAGUAGCUGUCAGAGGAGUAGGUCAGGUGGGGACGAGUUCGAUGAAGACGAGCCUGAUGCCAAAAGAUGGAGGGCGUCGGAAAAUGAAGGGAUAUCAACGAUCGGAGGAACUAGAACUGUAAGAGAACCGAGGGUUGUGGUUCAAACAACAAGCGAUAUUGAUAUUCUUGAUGAUGGGUAUAGAUGGAGAAAAUACGGCCAAAAAGUAGUCAAAGGAAACCCUAAUCCUAGGAGUUACUAUAAAUGUACGAGUUCCGGUUGUUCUGUUAGAAAACACGUUGAAAGAGCGUCCCAAGACUUGAGGUCAGUGAUAACAACCUACGAGGGAAAGCACAACCACGAUGUCCCAAUGGCUCGAGGGUCUGGUCAUCGGUUGCCAUCUGGCACACUCGGCAACAACAUUCCCACCACCGCAAUUAAGCCUGUUGCACUCUCCCAUUACCAAUCUAACAACUCUAUUUCGGAUUCAGCCCGUGGAUUCAGUUUCCUUUCAUCAGCAGAUAAUCAAACAAUGUUUACGUCAGAGAUGUUGCAGAAUAAUGAAAGUUUCAAGUUCUCGAGAUUUGAGAAUGCUCUGAACUCGAACUACAUUGAUCAAAAACGUGAUUCCGAAAGAGCAUUUUCAGAAGCCAAGGAGGAACCUCGAGAUGAUAUGUUUUUCGAGUCCUUAUUAUGCUAAGGACAUUUUCAGAAGGGCUUAAAUAAUGACACUUAUCUAUACUUCAAAGACUUAGAGAUAGAUUACAUACACAAGAAAGAAAGAUUCUUUUGUUGUUUUAUUGCCAUUUUGUUUGUUGUGUGUAUAUUUUUGGUAAAAAAAUCCUAUAGGAGC